Molecule: messenger RNA, 575 nt
Organism: Monoraphidium neglectum
Lineage: Eukaryota; Viridiplantae; Chlorophyta; Chlorophyceae; Sphaeropleales; Selenastraceae
Exons: 6
Source: RefSeq, a predicted model, not a curated record
AUGCCGCCGCUGCAUUUUGAGGGGGGUGGCCGCAAGUUCCAGCGGUGGCAUAUCUCGUCAGAUGACCUGCCGCUGCCGGCUGCGGCCGGCCUGCUGUUCCACGGCGGCUGGUGCGUGCUGAUCCUGGUGCAGUUCCUCGUCGAGGGGCCGCCCGUUUCGUGCGCCCAGAGGGCAUGGGCGGAGUCCUCCACCUACCUGCUUCUCGCCAGCUUCUUCCUCACGGCCUGCAUGCAGGCAUGGCUGUUGGCGGAGUCGCUGAAGGGCAGCAUCAUGGACGAACACCUGCGGCGCCGAGUGCCGGCCGCGGCCGCGGCGUGCCUGGCCUGCUGGCUGCUGGAGCUCGCGGCUCUUGUGUUUGCGACGGCGGUGUGGGUCACGCGGUUUGGCGCGGCCGGCCAGCCGGACCCCGUGGGCGGCAUGCUCGACCCGUGCCGCCUCGACCGCGGCAUCAACGACGGCGUGCUGGCGACGGCCCUCAUCGCUUCCACUUGGUCGGCGCUGCUGGUCAUGGCGCUGCUGGUGGUGCUGCUGUACAAUGUGUACCCGGACCAGAACCUCCAGGGGUGGGCAGACAG